ACUUUUGUCAAAGCCUUCCUUUUUUUUCUGGCCUUUAUUAGUAAAGCAGAGAUAAAAUUAUUUUAUUUAAUUAUUUUUAUUAUUGUUGUUCAUUAUGGAAGAAUCAACAAGCGUGAAAUCAAUCAAUGUCAAAUUUCGCCCUUCUAAUGGUGACGGUUUUGAUUAUAGUUUUGAUCCCGGACAGUUAACGGUUCGACAGUUAAAGGAAGAGCUUGUUUUACAUACUACUAUACCCGCUGAUAAUAUGCGUUUAGUUUACUCUGGAAGAGUUCUGAAGGAUGAAGACAUGGUAGACUUAUAUGGUGUUAAAGAAGGUCAUACAAUACAUGUAGUUAAAAGGGCGGAUAAUCGUGCUUCGGAACAAGCUUCUAAUGUGACACCUACAUCGACGGGUCAAAGAAAUAUUAGUUCAACGACAGCGAGUAGUCCUUUUGGUAUGAAUCCUUUUGGUAAUUUCGAUCCAGAUUUAAUGAGAAACAUGAUGAAUUCACCAAUGAUUAGGCAUAUCCUCUCUAAUCCGGAAAUAGUGAGAACCAUGGUGAUGCAAAAUCCUACUAUGAGGCAAAUGAUAGAACGAAAUCCCGAGAUUGGUCAUAUCAUUAACGAUCCAUCCUUUAUUCGUCAGACAAUGGAUAUGGCACGUAAUCCGGAAUUAAUGAGAGAAAUGAUGCGCAAUAAUGAUCGAGCUCUUGCAAACCUUGAGACUAUACCAGGUGGUUUUAAUCAUUUACGGCGGAUGUACCAUACCUUACAAGAACCACUUGAAUCUGCUGGUAGAAAUAAUGAUCAAUCUUCAGAAGCGGCAAAUCGACGGUUGGCCGAGAUGUUAAAUGUUGAAAGGCCUCCACAGGGACGCAUAAAUAACACACCAUUACCAAAUCCAUGGGCACCACGUAAUAACACCAAUUCGUCAACAUCAUCAUCAUCAAAUACAACCAAUUUAUUUGGAGGAAUACCAUCUUUCGGUCUCAUGGGAUUUCCACCAGCACAAAUGUCUUUUCCAUCACCAUCAUCAAAUUCCAGAAUUUCAAAUUCUACGCAAGGGCCCAAUCAAUCAUCAACUCCAAAUUCCCAAACGAACGGAAUAUCUAGCGCAACAUCUCCCACGAAUGCAUCUGGAAAUGCACCAAAUUUUCCUAACGUUAACCUACCUCAGAAUUCACCAACAUCGAUUGACCCUGAGUCUAUUAGGCGGCUUCAGCAAGUUAUGCAAAGGCAUUUGACUUCAUCACAAUUUCCAUCUCGCCAACAAAUGCCUCAAUCUUAUUACCCAUCUCUUUUCGGAUUACCAAAUCCAUUUUUCGCAAAUAUGCAACAAUCCCUUGGAACGUCACAAACAUCAUCUCAACCAUCUGAACCACCUGAAAUACGGUUUAGAGUACAACUUCAAAGACUUGAAGAAAUGGGUUUUAUGGAUCAAGCUGCUAACAUAAGAGCUUUACUAGCGGCUGGUGGUGAUGUCAAUGUAGCCAUUGAAUGGCUUCUACGAAAUUUAAAUUCAUAAAUUGUUAAUUUAAUUUUAUUUUGAAAGACUUUUUUUUUGAUUCAGAACUAAACGUGGUUAUCGGGACAUUUAUUAUAUCUCUCCCGCCAAAACUUUUUAAAUUACAAUUUAUUGAUUUAUUACUCAUUCUUGUCAUUUUAGUUUUUUCCCUGGAUUAUAUAUAUCUUACCUACACUUCGUCUUCACUAACUUCAAUAUGAUAUGAUAGUGACAUUACUGAUCCCUUAUUCUGGUUACAUUUGUUAUACAGAAUUUUUUUUUUUUUUUU
Rhizophagus irregularis DAOM 181602=DAOM 197198 is the source of this 1772-nucleotide messenger RNA. RefSeq lists its product as uncharacterized. Gene Ontology annotation, cellular component: cytosol. NCBI's taxonomy places the organism in Eukaryota, Fungi, Glomeromycota, Glomeromycetes, Glomerales, Glomeraceae. Gene Ontology annotation, molecular function: polyubiquitin modification-dependent protein binding. The record is from RefSeq and is a predicted model, not a curated record. Gene Ontology annotation, biological process: ubiquitin-dependent protein catabolic process.